This is a messenger RNA of Penicillium waksmanii, 882 nucleotides long. Its product is annotated as protein deglycase HchA. Lineage: Eukaryota; Fungi; Ascomycota; Eurotiomycetes; Eurotiales; Aspergillaceae. The coding region runs from base 1 to 882 and encodes 293 amino acids. The record is from RefSeq and is a predicted model, not a curated record. Gene Ontology annotation, molecular function: protein deglycase activity. The transcript has a single exon.
AUGUCUGCCACCACGGAUCGCAACCCUGUACGAGACCAAGCUGAAAGCGAUGCCUGGUUUCCAUCCCCUUACUCGCUCACCCAGUAUACGUCUUCUAAGACCGACUUUGACGGAGCUGAUUACCCUAAUCCUUACAAAGGUGGCAAAUGGAAAGUCCUUCUCAUUGCAUCGCAAGAGCGUUAUCUCGAGAUGGCUGAUGGCGAGUUUUUCUCCACUGGUAACCAUCCAGUAGAGAUGCUAUUGCCUAUGUAUCACCUCGACGCUGCAGGCUUCGACAUCGAUAUUGCGACUCUCUCUGGUGACCCCGUGAAGUUUGAAUUGUGGGCCUUCCCGCAGGAGGACAAAGCGGUCAAGGAGAUAUAUGAGAAAUACAAGUCCAAAAUACGCAAGCCCCUCAAUCUUCAUGACGUAUGGGGCAAAGGCUUUACCCAACAAACGCCUUAUAUCGCUGUAUUCGUUCCCGGUGGUCACGGCGUGUUGAACGGCGUCCCUUUCUCAGCAACCGUUGGCAAAGUUCUUCGCUGGGCACAUGAUAACCAGCGUUUCCUCAUUACGCUGUGCCAUGGCCCGGUAUGUAUGCUUGCCGCCGACAUCGACAAGCCUGAGGGUAGCAAAUUUAUUUACGAUGGUUACAAAAUUGAUCUUUUCCCGGACUCGUUAGAUCAAGGGACCAAUGUUGAUAUCGGUUAUAUACCUGGAAAGAUGGCGUGGUAUGUUGGCGAACGGCUCCGCAAGCUCGGUGUCACACCUCUCAACAAAAGCAUCAGCGGUGAGACCCACCGGGAUCGGCUAGUCCUUACCGGCGAUUCUCCGCUGGCGUCCAACAAUCUAGGGAAGCUAGCUGCCGAGACUCUGCUCAAGGAGGUUUCUCGGUAUUCGUGA